AUGCCAUCCAACCACAAGGACACCCACGGUUCAUUUGCCACCGUCGUGACAGCGAACAGCCUUCCUCGAUGGGGAGACAUCCCACAGCGGCAGGACAAUGACAUGCCCCCGAUUUCUUCGAUGAAGGUUCCUGCCGUGCACUUUCGCUAUGACACAGGACUGAAUGCCAAAAUUGCGCUGUGGAAUGGUUCGAUCUGGAAGCUAGAAGUCGAUGCGAUUGUCAACUCGACAAAUGAGUCUCUCACGGACGACACCGACGUGAGCGGCGAGGUCCUCAAAGCGGCUGGCAACGAAAUUUUCACUGAGAUUCGAUCUGUCGGGACAUGCCGCACGGGUGACGCUGUCGCCACACGAGCAUGUCAAUUGCCUUCCAAGAAACUCAUCCACACGGUCGGGCCACGGUACAACGAGAAGUACAGGAUUGCAGCGGAAAACGCACUACACUCGAGUUAUCGCAACUGUUUACGUGUGGCCAAAGAAGAGCGAGCCGCAACUGUAGCGUUUCCAUGCAUUUACCGCAAGAAGAAAAACUACCCGCGGGACGACGCGGUGCACGUCGCGCUUCGAACAAUUCGUCGGUUCCUCGAGCACUUUGGCGACGCAUUUGACUUGAUCGUUCUUUGCGUUGACGACUCGAACGACUUUCGACUGUACCAUGAAUGCCUCCCCUUGUACUUCCCACGGUCCGUCGGCGAAGAAAUUGCGGCCACGGUCGCGUUGGACACGCUCAGCCACAUUAACCUGGGGGAUGAGCAUGGGGAGCCCGUCAUUGAAGAACGAAAGAUCCGCAUCAGUUCGAUUCCGUUCACCCAGGACGGUUCCGACAACGAUGUCGACAACAGCGACAGCAAUCAAAGAAGACACGACGAAGACGGAAGCGACGUCCGGACGAUGCCGCUCACAGGUCAGGGUUUCGACCGCAUGGCACCCGACUCAAUGGUGACCAAGGCAUUUUGUGAAAUGAGCCCAAGCCCGGACAGUGAACGCAUGGAACUGCUCAAGGCGCGACGACGAAGUAGCACCAACUCGAGGUCCAACCCUGCAAAAGAAGUUGUUACGUACCAGGAAUACGUCCACCAAGCGAGGCACGAGGACUUUCAAGACAUUGCGAGAUUGGGACUGAUUCACCGCGCGGGGGUCGACCACGCCGGAGCUCCCGUGCUCAUGGUCGUCGGAAAGAACUUGCCGUCCGAGGCAGUUGACCUCGAUCGCGUCCUGCUCUAUGUAAUUCACGUCAUGGACGCUGUCGUCGACAGAAAGUACUCGGUCGUGUAUGCCCAUGGUGGCGUGAUCGACCAGAACCAGCCCAACUCGACGUGGCUGAAUCAGCUCUUCAAAACCUUUAGCGCCAAGUACCGCGAUAACCUCAAGGCGUUCUACAUCCUCGAAGCCACGAUGUGGCUCAAGAUGACCCUCUGGCUCGCCAAGGCGUUUGUCCACAACGCAUUCUACGCUAAAGUAGCGUAUCUGGACUCCAUCAAAGCGUUGGAACAAGUCGCACCGAGUCUAUUGCUUCCGCAAGACAAGUAA
This is a messenger RNA of Aphanomyces invadans, 1530 nucleotides long. RefSeq lists its product as hypothetical. The transcript has 6 exons. Lineage: Eukaryota; Oomycota; Saprolegniomycetes; Saprolegniales; Verrucalvaceae. The record is from RefSeq and is a predicted model, not a curated record. Bases 1 to 1530 code for a protein of 509 amino acids.